Molecule: messenger RNA, 5791 nt
Organism: Neoarius graeffei (lesser salmon catfish)
Lineage: Eukaryota; Metazoa; Chordata; Actinopteri; Siluriformes; Ariidae
Gene: fnip1
Product: folliculin interacting protein 1
Exons: 19
Coding region: 122-3733 (1203 amino acids)
Cellular component (GO): cytoplasm
Molecular function (GO): protein-folding chaperone binding; ATPase inhibitor activity
Source: RefSeq, a predicted model, not a curated record
GCUCGUGUGACUAAUGCUCGUCAUAUGACUAGGCCACAAAUGGAGUCGUUCAUAACGAAUUGAACGUGUUUCAGGAAUUAAUCAGAAAACUAGGUUUUUUAAGUGAAAUAGUAAGUCGAAUAUGCCACCUACGCUGUUUCACAAGCUUUUCAAUAAAAGAAAUGCUUUUACGCUGCCGCCGAAAUGCGACAAGGACGAAUCCACGUUAAGGUGGAUGACUCCCAAAACACUGGUGCAGAGGGAGAGCCUGGGCCGGUGUGCUGGCGCUGCGGGGAGCUGGGACAUCUUCAAAGUCAGUGCUCCGCGAUGGAGGUGGGAGGGGUGGUCUGGAUCCCUGACAUGCCAGAAACUGCCCUCGAUCAGGCUGGAGCGUAUCGUAUACCACAGCUGGCCAUCUUCAGAGCUGGAGCCCAGCCAGAUCCGCCUCAUCGUCUACCAAGACUGUGAGAGACGAGGCCGAAAUAUCCUCUUCGACUCUGACGCUAAGAAGAGAGGCAUGGAGGAAGCCUCAGUCAUGAAGAUGUGUGGUGAGUCUCAAGCUAAAAUAUUCAGAAAGUGUUGUCCACUGAGGCCAACAGGUGGAAGCUCCAGUUCUCUGGACAGCAGUUCUUCCUGUGCCUCUGAGCCCAUGGAGCACAAUCGUUUCCAGGGUGAUUCACGCUCCUCCUCAGACCCUAACAUGCUGGGCGAGAUGAUGUUUGGCUCAGUGGCAAUGAGCUACAAAGGGUCUACGUUGAAAAUCCAUCAGAUUCGAUCCCCUCCACAGCUGAUGCUUAGCAAAGUGUUUACAGCACGGACAGGCAACAGUGUGUAUGGUAGCUUAAACACGCUGCAAGACAGUUUGGAGUUCAUAAAUCAAGACUCAAAGGCUCUCAGGCCAGAUCAGAACACUGUUGUCAGUGGCUUCCUGGGGAGCAUAGGAUUUUCUCAGCUGUGCAGCCCCCGUCGGGCCUUCUCUGAGCAGGGCCCUCUCCGUCUCAUCAAGAGCGCUUCUUUCUUUUCAGGUCACAGUAACCCUAUGGACAUGCCUGCCCGAGGACCAUACAAUGAGAGAGAGAGCGGUAUUGCAAGAUCAGCAUCUCUGAGUAGUCUACUGAUCACACCAUUCUCGUCACCUGGCUCUUCUUUCACCAGUAGCUGUGCCAGUAGCUACCAACGCCGCUGGUUACGUAGCCAGACCACCAGCUUGGAAAAUGGAGUCUUCCCCCGAUGGUCUGUAGAGGAGAGCUUUAACAUGUCAGAUGAGAGUGGUGUCCCAAGCCUCGGCAUAGCAAAGAAGAAGAAGAUAGCCAUUGGAGUCAUCUUCCUCCUGCCACCCAGUGAGGAUGAGAACAAGAAGUUCCAAGAGUUUUUCUUCUCCCAUUUCCCCCUGUUUGAGAACCACAUGAACAAACUGAAAAGUUCAAUUGAACAGGCAAUGAAGAUGAGCCGACGGUCAACUGAUGUUAGUCAGAGAAUCCUGGCUCACAACCGCAUUAUGGACAGCCUCAAUGAGUUCAGGAUGACUAUCUGUAAUCUGUACACCAUGCCACGUAUACCUGAGCCCGUCUGGCUUACUAUGAUGUCCGGUGCCCUUGAGAAGAACCAACUUUGUGGCCACUUCAUGCAUGAGCUCUCCUUACUUAUGGAACAAGCUUCAAAGAACCAGUUUUUUCCAGCUCUUCUUACAGCUGUGCUCACUAACCACCUGGCUUGGGUGCCUACUGUUAUGCCCAAUGGCCAGCCGCCCAUCAAGAUCUUUUUGGAAAAACAUUCCUCUAAAAGUGUGGACAUGCUGGCCAAGACGCAUCCCUAUAACCCCUUAUGGGCUCAACUUGGCGACCUGUAUGGUGCGAUUGGCUCACCAGUACGUCUCUCACGCACAGUGCUGGUUGGGCGUCAAAAGGAACUGGUUCAGCGGCUCCUCUAUGUGCUCACUUAUUUCAUCCGAUGUUCAGAGCUAUUAGAGACAUAUGCUCUUGAGACUGGAAAUGACGAGCAGGAUGAGGAGGCUUUUGCUCUGCCUGGAUCAGUUAUUACAACCUCGCUGCGCCGUGGAGAAGUUGAGGAGUCAGAGUAUGUGCUGGUCACUGUGCACAAGCCUAACCCAGAGGGCAGUGAAACAGGCAUGAAGGAAGAGCAGCAAACAGAGCACAUUAUGCCUGUCAUCACAGCUCAGGAUCAUAGUAGUAGUCAAGUCUUCCAGGAGGUUGGCAGCCCAUUAGUUAGCCCAUUAACAGAGACAGUGGUGAAAGUGGGCACUGCCUCACUGGUUACCCCUCUGCUAGAUGUACAAGGGCAAUCAGAUAUGUGUGACACUAAUGUGGUGCCCAACUUGUUGCCUGUAAAGAUUCUUCGGUCUUCAGGGAUCCCACUGGAAAAGAAGCCACCUGAUAAAAGCACAACACUGGACUCUUUCCUCCUGGAUGAGGAAGAAGAGGAGCCUGGGACUAGAGUGACCUUCCUUAUUGGUGAGUCCAUGUCACCUGAAUCAGACACAGAGGGCCAGAGGUGCAGGGUUGAAGAUGAGCUCAAGAAACAUAAAAUGGUUUUCACUGAAAAACCAAAGCAGCAGUGUUGCCAUGUAAAGCAGCAACGUAAUACUGUGCUGACUAAACCUCUAAUAAUGGACCAAAUUGAGAGUAAGGAUGCCCAAACCUUGUCAUACAGCCCUAGCAGUCUUCCUUCUAUUAACACAGGGGUCCAGGAGGAGUGCAUGGACCUGUUUGAUGAGUAUUUCAGUGAUGGUAACUCUGUGGAAACAAGGACUAUUGGCGAUGUCUCAAAAACAGCUUCACAGGAGAUUGCAGAUGCUGAAAAACACAAUCUGCAAGAGACUUGGAUGGAAUCCCUAGUUAGGACAUAUGAGCAGGCUUAUGAGAACAGUGAGCAGGCAACAUGUAAAUGUAGCACACACCCCAUCAACACAGGCUGCUGUAUGAAAUGUUCUGUUGAGCAGGACAAAAGCAUCCGAGUUUCACUCAGUAUACCAGGCCUAGAGAAAGAGAGUGAGCAGAAGAAGACAUCCCCCCUGAAUGAAUGGGAGAUUCCGCGAAAUGAGAGUUCAGACAGUGCACUGGGAGACAGUGAAAGCGAGGACACAGCACAGGAAAUAUCCAGACAAGAGCAAGAUGCACAAUUCUUCAGUGAAACGCAAACCGAUUGGCAUGAAGAGAUGGAAGUGCCGUUCCCUGGGGCAAAGCUGGCAGAAAACUACUCCAAAUUAAGCAUUGCUAACUUUGGGAGAUCACUAUUUGGCAGUUACUGUCCUACUUAUGUACCUGACUUUGUUCUACAUGGAAUUCCGAGUGACAGUAAACUGAGGCAAAGCCUUGUAUCUGACUUGGCCCACGCAGUGCAGCAUCCUGUAUUGGAUGAGCCUGUAGCUGAGGCCGUCUGCAUUAUUGCAGAUAUAGACAGGUGGACAGUGCAGGUGGCCAGUAGUCAGAGACCCAGCACAGAGAAUAAGCUUGGAAAAGAUGUUUUGGUCUCAAACCUUGUGUCAAACCUGCUACACUCAACUUACCAGCUCUACCGUCUCAACCUGUCUCCCAGCUUUUGUAUAAUGCAUCUGGAGGACCGACUGCAAGAGCUCUAUUUCAAGAGCAAAAUGCUUGCCGAAUAUCUGAAAGGACAGACCAGGGUGCAUGUCAAAGAGCUUGGCAUGGUUCUAGGAAUCGAGUCCAGUGACCUGCCCUUGUUGGCAGCAAUUGCAAGCACACACUCACCAUAUGUGGCCCAGAUCCUGCUGUAGAAGACAUACAUGGACACAUCCCCACUCCUGAAUGGCAGGGGUAGUUUAGGUUCUUUUGGAGCACUUUUUAGUCUGUUUGCUGAAUCUGAAUCAGAGUGAAAUUGAUACUUUCGGUUUGUUUGCUGUUUGGUUUGAUUUUACACUGCACAUAAACAAAAAAGCAAAAAAAAAAAAGAUGCCUGAGGGGUGUACAGGGCUGAAAACAUACUUGUAAAACUUUAACUCAUUGAUCAGAAAUAUGAGAAUGGAAAAAGGUGAACAAACUUAUGCCAAGCGCAUGGAGAAAUCACAAAUAUCACCCAAGCACAGAGAAUUUAAAGUCAGCGCUAAAUAAAUUAGGUAAUUGUAUUAAUAAUUCAUGUAAAACAUUUCCUGUAUUGCAUCCAGCAUCAUUUUUCACAUCUUUUUUUUUUUAAUAUAUUGCAACUUCUCCAGAACAUAUCCACAGUAUAUCUCAUUUCUGCAGUGCUAUGAUUCUGUCCUGUGGCUCAGUUUGCAUCUCAUGGAUCAGGUUAUACAGUCUCAGAUUCUUUGUUGUGGUCUGAAAACUUGAUUGUGAUUGCUGUGUUCUCACCUGCCUAAAGAACCACACCGAAGAGGAAAACACCAGUGCUUGAUACAAACAGAUGGAACGCUGUGUAUAUGCAAGCACCCCUAAAAGCGGUAGAAAAGUUUUGAGGAAUCAAAGUUCAGCCAGUAAAUUUCAGUAAAUGACCAGAAAUAUCACAUUUCAUUUUCACUUCAAAGACAAUAGUCUUUAAGAUUGUAUUUUUAUAUCGAGAUUAUGCUUAUUUUAGGCCUUUCCCCUGGAAUAAAACCCAAAGAAGAAAUACAAGAGGCAACAAGGUGAUUUAGAAAAAAAAUUAAUAAGACUUUGGCAGGUGGAUAUUGAAAUCAGUUUAAUUUGAUUUAUUUUAAUUUAAUUUUAAAUUAAAAUGCUCAGUAAUCUGAAAAUACUCUAAUGUGGUAAACAAAUAAUCAGUCUUGGUGUUUGGUAGCAAAAGAGGUGGAGAAACUCAUUGGUACAGCACUACCUCAAAUAAUUGUGAGUGAUUUGUACAGAGCAUUUUUACUGGCUAUGGGAAGUAUUUUUCUGCUUCCAUUCAGGUAGACAAGAUAAAAAAAAAUAAUAAUAAUCUAUGUUGCGAUGUGUUACCAAUGGAUUUGUAUACAACAUUUGUGUUUGAAAGGCAAGUGCUGGGAUGUCAUACAUUGAACUUUCGUCAGCUUUGCAGCCACUGUACCAUGUUUACUUCUAAAGAAAUGGAAUAGCAAAUAUACUCUAUGGUCAAAUGUUUGUGGACACCUAACCAUCACACCCAUAUGUGUGUUUUGAACAUCUUAUUCCAGAUUUAGUACCCCCUUUGUUGUGAUGAUAACCUUCACUCUUAUGAGAAGGCUUCCCAUUCAAUUUUAGAACAUGGCUGUGGGGAUUUGCCCAUUUCAGCAGCAAGGGUAUUAUUGAAGUCAGGCAAUGAUGUUGGGUGAGGAAGCCUGGAAUGCAGUCUGCAAGCCAUGUCUUCAUGGAAAUUGCUUUGUGUGCAGGAGCAUUGUCAUGCUGCAACAUGUUUUGGCUCAACCCCUUAGUUCAACGGAAGGAAAAUUGUAAUGCAACAACAUACAAAGACAUCCUAUACGAUUGUGUGCUUUCAACUUUGUGGCAGGCCCACAUAUGGGCAUGAUGAUCAGGUGUCCACAAACUUUUGAUCAUAUAAUAUGUCUGUUGAUCAUGUGCUUGGACAGUCCAAAAAGACUCUCAAAAGGGUGAUUUAUAAAUAACCUUAUAAAAGGAAUUUUAUAAGGUGGUAUUGAAUAAAUUUAUUAGUUUUUUACUCAUUUUAACAGACUUCUUUUGUUCUGAAAUGAGGCCAUUCAUUUGAGUCUUAACAUACCAUGAAGAAAAGCAACACAAAAAGAACAGGCUUUGCCUAGUUUAUUUUAUUUUACAAGUUAAAAAUAGUGACUGAGAUGCAUUUAUUCUUUGUCUUCUUGAAUAUGUAUUUAUGUUUAAUUCUUUCUACAUUAUCACAUUUAAAUUAUUUAGCACAGCAUAUCUUG